CAGGGGUGGGUCCUGGGGAGAGGAGACCGUCGAGCGGCGCAGCGAGCCAGUCGCGCCGAGAGCGCUGGGAGCGGACGGCUGUGCGCAUCGAGGGUCUCCGGACGGCGACGCACGCUCUCGCUGGGCAAUGGAGCUUGAGCUAAGAGAAACUUAAGCCAACAACCUCAGGCGAGCGGGCGGGACUGUGUCUACUGGUUGUUAUUGAGGUUGCUGUUGCCGUUAUUGACGUGCUGUUCCCAGCCAGUGAGUUUUCAUGAAAGGAAGUGUCACUUCCUUCCCAUCACAAGAAGGGUGACUGGGCAGCACCUUCGGCUAAGGGGAAAGCGGAGCAAUCAGAGGAAGGUGACCUCCAGGAGCCCCCUGUGUCCCCCAAGCCUCAAGAUGAGCAGAGCAAGAGCCAGAGCCCCAUCCAGCUUGAGGACUCCCCUAAGGCAGGUGGGGAGCAGGAGGAAGAACAGGCCUUCCUGGUCAGCCUCUACAAGUUCAUGAAGGAGCGACACACGCCCAUCGAGAGGGUGCCCCAUCUUGGCUUCAAGCAGAUUAACCUGUGGAAGAUCUACAAGGCAGUGGAGAAGCUGGGGGCCUAUGAGCUGGUGACAGGCCGCCGCCUCUGGAAGAACGUGUAUGAUGAACUUGGGGGUAGCCCGGGCAGCACCAGUGCGGCUACAUGCACACGCCGCCACUAUGAGAGGCUGGUCCUCCCAUAUGUGCGGCACCUGAAGGGAGAGGACGACAAACCACUGCCCCCUACCAAGCCCAGGAAGCAAUACAAGAUGGCCAAGGAGCUGAGGGGAGAUGAUGGGGCCACUGAGAAGCUGAAGAAGGCCAAGGACUCAGAGGAGAGGCAGGCGGACCAGACCACAUCAGAAAAGACCAAAUCAGAUGCCCCUGGCCAGACACAGCUUCCCAGACAAGGAUCCUCAAGGGAUAGCACGGAACAGCUGGGCCCAGUAUCUGGGUCUUCUCCACCGUUCCUGGGUGCUAAUAGCUGUCCUGAGGCCUACAAGCGGCUUUUGGCGAGCUUCUACUGCAAAGGGGCGCAUGGUAUCAUGUCACCACUGGCCAAAAAGAAACUCCUGGCUCAGGUCAGCAAGGCAGAGGCCUUGCAGUGCCAAGAAGAGGGCUGUCGCCACGGAGCAAGGAGCCCCAACAAGGACCUUCAAGAAAGUUCCCAGAACCCAAGAGGGCUGGCUGAGAACUCUGAACACCAACUAACCCCCCCGGAAGGAUUGCGGGCCCCUGGUGGCAGCACUGGUGUGGAGGCACAGGUGGGCCCCUGCCCUACAGCCCCCACAUUCUUAGGCCGUUUUCAUGCGUACCCCACCGAGGUGCUGAAGCCCGUCAGCCAGCACCCCAGGGACUUCUUCUCCAGCCUUAAAGACAGGGUGCUGUUGGGACCACCUGGUAAAGAGGAAGGGCUGACAGCCAAAGAGUCCCAGCUGGUAUGGGGUGGGGAUGCCAACCGCCCCUCUGCAUUCCACAAAGGCAGCACAAGGAAAAGAAGUUUCUAUCCCAAGCCCAAAGCCUGCUGGGUGUCCCCCAUGGCCAAGGUCCCUGCUGAGAGUCCCGGAGCCCCACUCCCCCAUCCCAGGAGCCCAGGUCUUAGCAAGAAGCGCGGCUUGGAAGAAGAGGGAUACACUCAUGGUGGCAAGAAACUGAAGGCGGUGUCUCCCUUUCUGAAGGAGGUGGAUGCCAGGGAGAGUGAGGGCAAGCCUGCAGCCCCUGGCUUGGCUGUAUCCUGUCUACUGGGCCCAGCCCUGGGGCCCACUCCUCCAGAGUCCUACAGGGGCACCAUGCUGCGGUGUCCUCUGAACUUCACCAGUAGUGCAGACCCUCUGAAGGGCCAGGCCUCACUGCCCUUCAGCCCCCUGGUCAUUCCUACUUUCCCAGCCCAUCUCCUGGCUACAACAGGCCCCUCGCCUAUGGCUACCAGCCUGAUGCAUUUCCCUCCCACGCCAUAUGACACUGUCCUUCGCAACAGACUGGGUCCAGCUUCGUCUGCCUGGCACGUGCCCCCCGUCACAACCUAUGCGGCACCCCACUUCUUCCACCUCAACACCAAACUGUAGGGCCUGAGUCUAUCCUGCUAUGCCUCGGAGAUGGGGCCUCAAAUGGGCAGAUGCUGCUGCGCAUCUCAGGCCAGACUAGCCUCCCCGAGUCUGACUCCCUCGCACAGACAGGAGGAGGCAGUGGGCUUGUCUGAAUGAAGCAGCCUGUGCCCAAAGCCCAGGGACCAAGUUGUGGUAAGAUCAUGAAAGUACCUGAGCUGGUGUUCUCUUUCCACAGAGGCCAAGAGGUCUGAGAGGCUGGGGAGCUAAAUUAUCAGCUCAAGGCAUCCAGGUUGGCCACGAAAGACCCAAUAAAAAGACACUGGUGUGAUUGCACUCAGCCCAAGGGUAUACAGCAUUGGACGUUUGCAAGGGGAGGUGAGGCAGGAGCGAGCGUGUAGGCGUGGCCAUCAGUGUGGGAGCAAAGAUGAAACAAAGCCACUCUGGCCUGGACGCUGCCACCCCACUGGAGGGUAGGGCCAGAGCCAAACCGGGCCUCUGUGCGCAGAUGAACAGCCGAGAUUCCUUUCGCUCCAGCCUCAGGACACUCGACUGUUGAGGUUGCCGUGGUGCAAAGCCCAGAGCACACUGGUGACCUGUGAGACAAGUGGGAGGGGCUGUGUCAUUGCAACCCUCUGAGCUGAGCCAGUCCCAGAAGGCCUUGAGUCUUUCAGUGAAGGGCUUGCUCUGAGAGACCUUGCUGUGUUGCUCAUGUUAAUCUGGGACCCCUGACCUAAAGAAAUCCAACUAUGGCCUUCUCAGUAGCAGAAGCUACAGGUGUGAACCUCUGUACCCGUGAAGAGGGGAUUUGUGGGUGUUCGUAUAAAACCCAAGUGAGUCUGUCCUAUUGGUGGGCAGACCUGUGAGCCCAGCUGCCUAGUGUUCCCAGUCAGUAACCUGCCACAUCCACACCUAUUUUUCCUGUUCCACAUACUGGACUUGGGGUGAGGGGUAGAGGGAACCCAUCUCUACCUGUGAAUCUGUUGACAAGUCACAGUGAUAUUUAACUGUGGUUGCUCCAGGCGCCCACACAGAAACCCUGUGGCUUGGCAUCCACAACUACCUUAGAUAUGGCUUGCUCUGCCAGUCCCAAGGAGACAGUACAGUUUCACACCAUUCCUGGAAAGGCAGGGCCACCAUGGCCCAGAGAUGCUAGGAUGCCAGUGAACCAAGUCAACAGAUGAUUACUGACCUACAUCAUGGGAACUCACCCUCUCCCUGACCCCAGGCCAUGGGUAGGAGGGCAAGGUUUUGUGGUCCCCUUAGUUCACAGGAGGCAUAGCCAAGGUCAGCAACAGGAAGUGCCAUUGAGGAUGUCUGACUCUGGGAAACGGUGGCCAGGAAGGCAGCUGCCUGUGGAAGGGAGCUGGGACACAGGUGUCCUCCAGGACCAGGUAGCCAGAGGGUGGAAGUCCCACUGAUGCAUCUUGCAACUUCCCGCCUUCUGUCUAGAGAUACCAGGAUUCCAGUCUGAGUAUGCAGAUUAACAGCCCUGAGCUCCUGACAACCCCUCUGCACCCAUGCGUUAGCCCGUCUCUGAGCUUCUACAGCCCCAUGAGGAAAUGCCCUGGGUGUUGGGCUGCACACUGUGGAGUCAGGACCCAGGAGAGACAGAGGGUAACUUUGUUUCUGGAGGGAUCCCCUUCAUCUACAAAGUAACGCUAGUCCGAGCCUGCUCAAUGAUGGCAUGUGGCGGACAGCCUGGAACAGGAGAUCGGUCCAAGCUUCAGGAGCAGAGCCAUCUGCUGGUUCAUCAGGAGAAUGCAUGGCUGGGAGGGGAGGGUGUGUUGGUUUCUGGGCCGGACUCUACCUCUGCUUCAGCAAAGACUCUAGAAAUGAAUGCAAAUCAGGCUUCCUGGGAAACCUAGGGAUAUUGCACCCAUGUGCCAGUCUCACACAAUCCUCCUUCCUUCUGUGAAUGAGAAAACCGAGCUCAGAGGCGACUCCAAACGCCAUGGUGGCUGACAGCAGGUGCACACACCUUCCCGUGUUCACUUGUGUCCCUGACAGGUUACCCCAGAGGACCCACAGGACUGCAGAGUUCUGGGCUUGUGUCCAGGGCAUAACUUAUUGUCAGAGUCUACUUCCAAAUCAUUUGUGACAUCUGUGCUAAUGGUGGGAGAAGGCAGAGGCCACCCUGGUAUUUGUGCAGACCCAACCCCUGCCCGUGAUUCCAGCUCAUCCCUGGAAACAGCCUAAGUGUGACGAGUUGGCUAUUCAGCAGGAAAUACCUCAUUUGCCUUGGGUGUAAAAGCGUGCUGCCCCUUUAACUGCCUUAGGUGGCGUUGGUAUACAUUACACCGGCAUCUCCCACACGAGGCAACUAUCACCACCGCAGUUAUUUGCUUGGUUUGGUUUUUCAAGACAGGGUUUCUCUAUGCAGCCCUGGCUGCCCUGGAAUUUACUCUGUAGACCAGACUGGUCUCUAAUUAAUAGAGACCCACCUGCCUCUGCCUCUACUUGGAUUAAAGACGUGGGCCACCAUGCCCAGAGGCCACCUCAGCCAGCAACCACCAGAGUAUUAAAUAGAAUGGCUGUCAAUGUUCCUUGGCUACUGGAGGAACAGGGCAGCAAGCCUCUGAGGGAGUGGGGGGAGAGAGAGACAGAGAGAGGCCAGUAGCCAGGGGGUCUGUGGGGCAGGGACAGAGGAAGCCAGAGGUGACUCAGGCUGUAUUUGGAGCCUUCUAGUCCAAGGGGCAGUUGGGCUUUUACAUGAAAUAAAAGAAAGAUGGGAAGAGUGUCCUGCCUCCCAGAUUUGUUUGCUUUGUGGUGCUAAGGAUGGAACCGAGGGCAUUUCGCAUGCUCAGCAAGCACUGGCCACUCUCUGCGUCCCAGCCCUGGCCUCUGGCAAGUGGCGGGUCUGGACGCUCGGGACUAGGAUGGAGCAGGGAGCCUAACCUUGGAGACGACAUCUGGACACAGGUUUGGAGAAGUUUCGGACGUAACCGCCCAGCAUCUCUGUUUCUGCUGUGAGCAGGAUGAGUGUGGGGGCUGGGCUUGGAGAAGGGGAACUAACCAGUGAUCUCACAGUAGAGUAAGGCUGUCCGCCGGCACAGUUAGGGCUCUGAGGCAUCCAGAAAGCUAGGAGGCCGGCUGGAUGCAGUCUUAAGACAGCUAAGCCCCACUCCAGAAGGAGCUGAGGAGGCUGCAGGGAAGGGCAUCAAUAGAGGACCAGGGACUGGAGCAGGGGUGCGGGGAGGUGGGGACAGAUGGAAAGACCUCCAGACUUUAGAUCUCAGUGUGCUGUGGGGACCUGAUGGGGUAGGUGUGCACAUGAGAGGCUCGGCUGAAAUCAGCAGUUACUGGUGGCUGGGUGAGCUAGAGCAAGAAGGAGCCGUCAAAAGAUCAGGCACAGGGGACUUUGAAACAGGACAGAUAAGGGCAGCGGGCCUGCUGGGUGGGCACAAGAGAGAAGGAGAUGGGGCCUCGGCACAGGAGGCAGGAAGUAAAGGCUGGCUCCCACAUGAAGUUGCUGGCUGGACAGAGGCUUAGACUGGCAGAGUGGACAUUAGAGAACGCCAAAGGCAAGUUGAAAACUCCCAUGGCUUUAAAGGGAUUUAAAUCAAGAGCAGAGGCUGCCUGGCAUGUUUAGAUGUGUUUGUUUGCUUUCUAGUGUGCUGGAUGGAACUCAGAGAGCCUUGGGAAUGCUAGGCGAAUAUUCUACCCCUGAGCUACAUCACUACCCUUUGGUAUUAAAAAAAAAAAAAAGAAUUAACAAUAUUUAACACUUCGAGAUUCCCUUCGGUAGCCAGCAUUUCUGGCCACAGAGGAUGGCCUUCUGAAUCAGGACUGGGGGAACCCAUUUAUCUCCCAUAGUCCUUUAGCAUCUCUUGUCUCCAACCCUUAGGGAGCCUGUCCUAGCCAACUGCCCUGGUCCCCACCGCUCAAGUCUUGACGCUAAUCAGACACUAGGUGGCAGCUGCUGUUCUUCACGGUUACAGACCAACUCCCUUAGCUAAGGACUCUAAGACUGUGGCUGCGCUGCUAUUCAAAGGCCUUCUGGGAAGGAGUGCAGAGCAACCCUUGAUCUGGCAGGGCCAGCACGGUGGCAAAUGUGAGUGCAAGCUCCCAAGACUUGGGCCUCACUCGCUGGGCUGUUCCUGCACACUCAUGUGUAUGAGGGUGACAGCCGACUACCUAUGGGUUCUCUGUCCUCUUUGUGAUGCAGAAUGGAAUCUAGAGACUGCUAAAGAGCAGAUGACUGCAGAACACACUCUGGUCCUACCAGGGGGCAGCCCAGUCUCCUGGAAGCCACCUGACCCUGGCUGUGAGGCUCCCCCAAGGAGGAAAGACUCUGGCACACAAGGAGACCCAAGUUAGUGUCUUGAAAGAGGAGCUACCUCCUGCCCUUACAUUUCCUGAGGCUCUUUCCUACCUCUAGGGCUCUUGGCUUCCUGCUUAGGCCCUGGGGUGGAAAGGAAAGGCCAAGAAACUGGAAGCCAAGUAGACUCUGACCUAUACUUCCCCACAGCCAGUAUGCCAGUGGGAUUCUCAGGUCCUUUCCUUGCAAGCAAUAGAAAUGAAGGCCAAUGUAGGUAAGAGAACUCCAGAGUGGUUCAAAGUGUGAGGGAAAGCCACACCCCAGGGGCUCAGUGUGUGUCCUUUAUUAGUCGCUUUUCUGAUCAUCAUAACCAAAUAACUUCAGAAGUAACCUGGGGGAAGGGAGAUUUUGUUGUUGUCUUAGAGAGGGUUUUACUGCUGUGAACAGAUACCAUGACCAAGGCAAGUCGUGUAAGGACUUUCAUUCGGGAUGGCUUACAACCAGUUCAGAAAUUCAGUCCAUUAUCAUCAAGGUGGGAACAUGGAGGCAUUCAGGCAGGCAUGGUGCAGGAGGAGCUGAGUUCUAUAUCUUCAUCCUGAAGGCUGCUAGCACAAGACCGACUUCCAGGCAGCUAGGAUGAGGGUCUUAAGGACCACACCCACAAUGACACACCCACCCCAACAAGGCCACACCCUCUAAUGGUGCCACUCCCUGGGCCAAGCUUAUACAAACCAUCACAGUUGUUGUUGUCCAUAUUAUCAAAGGCUUUAUUUAGCCCAUGGCCACUGGGUGGCAGAACUACAAGGCACUGGAAGUUCUUUGUUUUAGGGUAGACAACUGGGAGGAGGGGAUCGAGGGGGAGAGGAGAGGGAGAGAGCACACAAACCAGACAUAACCUCCAAAGGCAUGCCCCAAUGAGCUACCCCUGCAGCUCUGUACCACUUAGGGGUACCGCUGUGUGGAAGGUAGAGGCACAGCUCCUUAUCCAGAGGUGGCCAUGGACAUCUAAUGACAAUCUGUAUUCUCUGACAUUUGCUGGUAUCUUAGGCUGCAUCGAAGUUGUGAUAUGUGUGUGCUCCAGAGUGUCUCCUGUCAGCCAAUGUUCCCUGAGCUUUUGUCUAGUCAGGGGUUAGAUCACAAGCAGCAGGCCACAGCUGGGCUCUGCCUCCCACCUUCUCGUGGGUUUCAGCUCUGGGUGACUCGUUAGAAGAGAAGCUGACUCUGGGUUUCAAGCUACCUAUGCUAAGACUCAGAGAAAGUGUGCCACGUGGAUCAGAGUACCGUGUGACACUAGGUGCACCCUAUGUCCUGGGACCUCUCUGUCUCUCAUCUGUAGUUUGGAAGUGAGUCAUUUAACCUCAAGAGUCAGGGUAUUUAGAGAAAGCCCUUCGUAAACUUAAGUUCUGAUGAAUGUGAGUCACCACUUCCCUUGCUAGCUUUGCUAUGCCUUGUCCUGUCCUUUACCUAACCAUUUUGAAAGCCGUGCAUGUAUUCUGACCGCUACACUUUACCUUGCCUUCUGAGUCAGUGACUCUGACUUUGGGAUAGUGUCUGGGUCAAGAAUGGUAAGCCAACUUUUGUGGUCGUCUGCAGCUCUGGAUUGACUCACUGCGAAAGUGAUGCAAUUGAUUAGUAAUGUCUGCCAAGGCCCUAGGAAGGGGAGUGGAGGUUCACCUGCCACAUCCGUACCAUUGUCUGGUGGCUGUCUGAUGCAAGUGCCUGACCUCACUGCCACAUCUCAGCCUGGCUUUGGUGGUUUCCCUCCCACAGGAAUGAAGACCAGGGAAGUAGCACUUGCUUGCGCUGGGAGCCCAGUCAAGAAAGGCUGGUUGGAUAUGGCUUGCCCAUGAGCUUGGAUGCCUGGGUAGUAAUCAGGAACCUCUAGGGGAAAGCUGUUCAAAAGAGGUCUGAGGAGAUGGCUCAGCAGGAUUACAGACUUGCUUCCAAGUCUGACAGAUUGAGUUUGAUCCCCUGGAUUCACAUGGUAGGACAGAAACAACUACCGGAUGUUGUCUUCUGACCCCCAUGUAUGCCAUAGCAUGCAUGUACCCCUCCAAACAAACGAACAAAUGUAAUUGAAAAUGGGGGGGGGGCUGAGAGGGGACAAGCAAAGGAGGCGAACAGAGGAGGAAUGGUUCUUUCAGCAGUAACUAGGUGGGAGAGGUGGGUGAGAAGGAGAGGUGGGGCUUCCCAGUCACUGUGCAUUUGCUAUGGGGCUGAUGGCUGUGGAUGUAACCCUUGGGGACAAGUUAAAAUAAGCAUGCCACAUCCAGCUCUGUUCAGCUCGCUGCCCUUAAACGUGGCCCACAACUCUGCACUGUUCCCAAAUAAAAACUCCAGUGUCUGCUUGGAAGCUUCGUCCUUCCUCUGGCUUCUGGGGCCCCACUCCCCAUAACAUCAUGCUCCGAGAUUCCUCCCUGGGUUGGGCUCUGGGGUGUUCCCUGACUGGGUUUCUGGCAGUCACGCCUCCUCUCAGUUCUGGAGACAUGCCGUUCCAUCUGCCUGAAAACCAUUCUCUCCUCUACCUGUGCUCUUCCCCGGUCCUCAUCCGGAAGCCUCCUCUUCCUGGAACCCUAGCUUCAUCUCAGGUGCUCUCAAAGCAUCUACUGUUUCCCCAUCCUACAUUUCCCCAUCUGUAUCCCUGCCCCGCCCCGCCCUGGCCCACCCUGACUUUGUUCUUAGAGGCACCCAUGUUUGUGUUCACCUUCAACUCCUGAUUAGUCCACCCCACCCCACAACAGCCCCAUACAACAGGGGUUCUGUGUUCACCCAAAGUAUUAUGGUACAAGUGUCCACGGGCGUGCAUCACUAACACCGGUGUGGAAAUUGCAGCUUUGGAAGUUCCCAGAGGACUCUUUGAUGUGCAGGACCCAAAAAGGCUUAGAAGAAUGGUGACCCAGAAGAGCAACUCUUUUUUCACCACUGACUUGGACAGCCCCAGCCCCACCCCCUCGCUUUGGGAGAGAGCCCACCCGGGACUCUUCCUGCAAAAAUACGGGGCCUGUUCCAUUCCAUGCCCAUCUCUGCACACACAGAGGGACAAAGCAGGCAUUUCUUCUAUUCUGGGAACCUUUUCUCCCCUUUAGGACCAGAUCCAUGGUCUUCCUACUUGUUAAAGUAGAAAAAUGAGACUUGGGAUUUGUAAGCCAUCAUUUUAAGUGUAUGUGUGUGUGUCUGUGUGUGUGUGUGUGUGUACAUACAUGUGGAGUGUAGCACACGCAGGUAGUGGGACAAGUGGGGAUCAGAGGACAAUCUCAGGGUCAGUCUUUGCCUUCCAUCGUGUGUGAGGUAGGGUCUCUUGUAUUGCUUCCUGCUGCCUUUGGUUAGCUGCAAGCUUCUGGGAAUUCUGUCUCCACUUCCCAUUGCUGUAGGAGCUCUGGGAUUUAGGCUUCUGCUGUGGUCAACUCUGUAGACCUUCGUACUGACAGCCCCGUAAGCCCUCUCUGGCAUUGCACACUGGGCUUCCUUUACUGCUCAUCUCCGUUGUUUGAGCGUUUUGGGGGCUGUCCAGGACUAUGCUCUUUGUUUCAACAAGGGUAUCUGAAGUUGUCGUAACCAUGUACCAGUGCGAGGUGAGAGACAACCAGAAGAGCCAGGUGCUCCAGAGCACUCAUUUGUGGACAGCGGGAACUAUGCAAGCCUGUGUAGUCGAGAAGCCAGGUAGGGAGAAUUCUAAAUGAGUCCUCUGCUUAUAGCUAUUGACCACAGCUAAGAGAAAUGGCCACAAAGUGUUAUAACAAGGGCUGGAGAGAGGGCUCAGUCGUUAAAGCACUGACUGCUCAUCCAGAGGACUCAUCCAGAGGUCCUGAGUUCAAUUCUCAGCAACUACAUGGUGGCUCACGACCAUCUGUAAUGGGAUCUGCUGCCCUCUUCUGGUGUGUCUGAAGACAGCUACAGUGUACCCACAUACAUAAAAAAAUAUUUAAAAAAUCGUUAAAAAAAGUAUUAUAACAACUAGAGUAUAUACUGGACUCAAAAAAGAGGCAGCCUCAUCAUGGGUCAUUAAAUGAUUAUACUGUCUUGCAAACAGAACUGCAUCGCAUUGUCAAAGACAGGGAAACGGUGUGUUCAGUCUCUUCUCUCAUUUGUACAGUCAAGAGGCACAUCGUGAUAGUAAUAAAAUAGAGACUUACAGAGAAAGAAAGGACGCACACCCAGACCCUGUCUGAAGUGGUCCUCUCACUCUCUGCAGUUGAAACCAAUAAAGACUUCAAACGGAUCUUUAAUUUGUGCUUUGUCUAUUUGCGUGUAAGAGUGUACGUCACAUGUGUGCCUGGUGUCUGCAAGAGGCCAGAAGAGGACAUCAUAUUCCUGGGGACAGGAGUUAAGAGAUGGUUUUGAGUCACCAUGCGCAUGCUAGGAAUUGAACACAGGGUUCUCUGAUAACCGCUGAGCCAUCGGUCUAGCCCCGAGACUUCAGACAGGUUUAAGGUGCAUCUUGAUGUAGCCCUGUCAGCUUCUAACAGUCCUGUUCUGCCAAACCCAAGAGUAUUCCUUUUUUGAAAACCUAUGAGCUAUUAAUGGAACCGCUUAGCGCCUACUUCUCACUCUUGGAGUGUUCUGCUGGUAGAAUGUAGAUGCUUUGCUCUCCAGGAUCUAAAAUGCCUUCUUUUGCAUUCUACUGGCAAGCAAAGGACAAUUACAUUUUGCCGGGGGAUGGAUACAUUUGCAAGUAAAAACAACCAGCCAGGCAGUGGCGGUCCAUUCUUUUAAUCCCAGCAUGUGGAGGCAGACCAAUUUCUAGUUUGAGGCCAGCCUGGUCUACAAAGCAAGUUUCCAUACAGCCAGAGAAAAUAGAGAAACCCUGUCUCAAAAAAGAAAAUUAACCAAUCAAACAUUACUCUUCAAUAUUACAAAGCAGAUUUCCCCAGGGCUGUAAAAGCUUGUUCGCCGUCUUUGAGAAAAUGCUGUUAAGAGAUCUGAGAACAUUGCUAGCAUGGAGCCCCGUUUUUUGUUUUUGUUUUUUUUUUUGGUUUUUUUGUUCUUUUUUUUCCGGAGCUGGGGACCGAACCCAGGGCCUUGCGCCUCCUAGGCAAGCGCUCUGCCACUGAGCUAAAUCCCCAACCCCUGAGCCCCGUUCUUAGAAUAACUAUUUCCUCUACUUUGCUCCCGACCACACCUCUGUUUAAGGCCGACCUGGGCCACAGUAACAAGACCUUCUCUCAAAAAAUGAAAAUGAAAUCAGAUUAUUGGGUCAGUGAUGCCACCUGCAAGAACUUAUUGUUGAAUGUGAUAGAGUUUGCACUAAGAGCUCACAGGUCUCGAAGAGGACAGUGCUCUUGGUAGAUUGCUGUCUGGACCCAUGGAGUUGAAUUAUGGGUAGAAAACUACAUAGCAAAACAAAACAAAACAAAACAAAACAGUUAGUCAUGUCUUAUUAAACCCGCUUUGUAGCCAAGGAUGAGCUUCCUGCCUCCAGCCACAGGGUACCAGUGUACAGCACCAUGACAAGUUUUAUUUGGUGCUGGGGGUCAAACCCAUGGCUUUGUGUGUGCUUGGCAAACACUGUCAACUGGGAUACAUCUGCAGUCUUUCCUGCUCAUUUUAAUGAUGUGUGCACGUGUGUUUGCUGCGGGGAGUGACCAUUAGAAGAGGCACGUCUGUGUACAGUGCUAGUGACGCCAACUGUCCAGCAACUGGACAUUGUGGGUGAAGAAACAAAGCACCGUCAAUAGCUCUGGUGGCUUCUGGUGUAACUCUACUUACUAGAGAUGUGACAGUGUUCGCCUGUUAAAAAGCAGUACAGCAUUACUGACUACAAUUCUUCAGUUUUAAAGCUGCUUGGUUGUAACUUCUUUUGAAGGGAAGGGCUCUUUGGGAAUUGAAUUUAGAGCUUUGUGCAUGUCACAUAGGCUCUAUAACAUGAGCUAUACCCUCAGCCCUUUUGUAAAUUUUGUGACAGGGUCUUACUAUGGCUUUGAACUUGCGCUGCUCCUGCCUGAGUGCUGGGAGUAUAGGUAUGUGUUACCUAUCCUUUUAUAUGAUAUUUAACUCCUUAGAGCUAUUCAUCUAUUUAUGGUCAUUUCAAAGGAUUUUGUUGUCCAUGUGCUGCCUUUUCUUGAGACGACUGUCUCCUUAAUGUCUAAGGGCAAGAUGAAACCCAACGCUUCCAGUGAAAACUAUAGACAUAAACAAGGCUCCAGCUGUCGCCCCCUCUGUGGUCAGCCUGGACACACACACACCUGAGAACUGACUACAGCGCUACACACCCGUUCCAGGUACAGUGAUGUCAGUGAGGGUGGAGGAUGAGGGUAUCUGCCCAAGCCUGGAGCUAACAAGGCCACAAAGCUCCUCAUGGUGUUAGAGGGACAGUGUGAGGACAACCAUGACCACUUUCCUAUUCCAGGCAGGCUGGCAUCUGCAGCCCUGCUGGGGAGCCAAAAUUCUUCCUGCACCGGAAGUAAAGAGGAGCCUCCGCCCCAUGUGAGGGUCCAGGAAAGCAUCAGUACAGGUACGAGCCCUCCACCCACCCUGGGCAGUCACCUUCAGGGCAGAGUCAGACAAAGGCUGAGGAGACACAAUGUCUAAACCAGACCUAGGGUUUCCUAAGAGCAAAACAGGAACAGAUGAAGAAAAAUUCUCAGCAUGAACAAGAGGACAGUAACAUGCCAACAUCGAGAUCACACACACACACACACACACACACACACACACACACACACACACACCAAAAUCAAAAUAGAUUCAUAAUAGGCAGGAUGGCACACAAAGCCAGAAGACAGCACAGAGAGACCUAUCUCAGAAAUUAACCAAAAAAAAAAAAAAAAAAAAAAAAAAAGAAAGAAAGAAAAGAAAAAGAAAAUGGAACCACUCGUGCCAGCCUUCCAAAAGUAACGAGAGUUUGGGCUUGUAUGUAGGCUGCCUGACACCAUCUAGACAUACACAGUUAUCACGUUGGCUGCCUCCGGUACUUCUUCCAGGCACAGCAUAUUUCCAGAAUUUUCACUCCCAGACGAAGGAUGUUGAAGAAUUCGUUGCUGAUUGACCUUUAGAAGCAUGGCUACAUGAAGCUCUCCGAACAGAAGAGGAACAGUGAACAGAGCCCAGAGCAUCAGCAGGGAAGACUCAGGGAGAGGUAAAAAUUGGAUUAACCACGACACUUUUUUGAUUCAAAUUAUCUCUGACUAAAAACUCCCCCAAGUCCUGCCUGUCGAGGCCCUGAAAGUUCAGACGUCUGUACUGGAAGUGGGAGGAGGGGCCCAUCGUGGAGUCUGAGUACAGUGUGGUAUGGCACGGGGCUGUGGCAGAAAACCUUGGCUGGACUUUCAGCACCAUAAAACAAGUCAGAGCAUAUGAUGUAACACCUCAGGGCACACAUCAAAAAGGCUGUAUAAGGAGAUACAAUCAGAGACACUAUAGUAGUUCAAUCAAAACUGCAUUGUAAAAAAAAAAAAAAAAAGUUCAAGCAACCCACACUGGCAGGAGAAAAGAAAAGAAACAGUACAACAGAAAACAGGAACUAACGGGCCGGCGAGAGUCCUGACAUAUCUGUAAUUAUGUGUAACGGGAAUAGACUGCAGCCACCAAUUGAAAGCCCGUCAGAGGGAAAAUCACAUGCUGAACGCAGUCAGUCCACUAGACAUUCGCGUCUCAUAUAAUCAUAUCGGUGAGUUUAAACAGAGAGGGGCCGGGUGGACCUCGGUGUGGGUAGGCCCUGGGCUCUGUCUUAGGAAGAGGGCGUGGGGGCUGAGAGAGAAAGAGAAACUAAGAUUUCGGGUGAGGGUUAAAAGCAACACAUAGGGACCUUACCUAAUGAUAACGAGGUCAACCCGGGGAAUAAAAUAAUCCCAAGUGUGUUUGUACAAAUCACAGAAAUGUAAAGACUGUGAGCAAAGCGUACAGAGCUGAAGAGAUUGUAGCUGCUGAUUCCAACACCACCCUGAUGGAAAAACAUGGCUGACUACCACGAGGGCGGGAGAAUAUGACUGGAAGCACACACUGACCUCUCCAGAACCUAACAGCACCAGCGUAAGCAUCCCUUAUGUGUCCAUAGAGCGUGGGGCAAAGUGGGUCACGUCCAGCCCAUCAGCAGCUCUCAAUAAAUAUGGAAGACCAAGUGUGCCACUGUCUGCACGCUGUUAGAUGGACGAGAGGCAUCACGUGGUCAUGAGGAGACUGGCUGGUGGGUGCCUCAUGUGCUGCUGCUGGAAAUGUAAAAUGCCACAGCCACCCUAGAUCACAGUUAAGACAGUUUCUUAGAAAACUAAAACUUUGCCACAGGACCCAGUAGUCAUACUUCUGGAUGCUCACCUAAAAACUUGCAUGCAAUCACUUGCUGCCGCUAGAGGCAUUGAGCUCUCUGGCCCCAAGGCAGAAGCAAGACGAUAGAAUGUCCUGUUAUGGGGCUGGGGAUUUAGCUCAGUGGUAGAGCGCUUACCUAGGAAGCGCAAGGCCCUGGGUUCGGUCCCCAGCUCCGAAAAAAAAAAAGAACCAAAAAAAAAAAAAAAAAAAAAAGAAUGUCCUGUUAUAGAAAGCAUGGGGGGGUUGGGGAUUUAGCUCAGUGGUAGAGCGCUUGCUUAGCAACCGCAAGGCCCUGGGUUCGGUCCCCAGCUCCGAAAAAAAAAGAAAAAAAAAAAAAAAAAAAAGCAAGCAUGGGGAUAAUGUGCGGACAGUGUGUUCCUGCCGAGGCUCAAGGAGGGUAAAUGGUGUGUCACGUGGCAUCUCGUGGGGACAAGAAUUCCGUCAGGGCGCGACAGCUGCUGUGGCGACAUCCAGUUAAUCUUGAAGAUUUCAAUGAUCAAUCCUAAAGUGCAAUGCAUGCUCCUGUCGCAAACUGAGAAAGAGGGUCCGUCAACAGGCUAAUGCUCAUGCCAUGCUGCACGAAGGACAUUCCCCAGCAAUAAAAGGGACGAGCUAUAUUAAACCGUCACAAGACUUGGACAGACAUCAUAGGAAUUACACUGAGGGGAAGACAAUCUCAAAGGUCAUGCUCUGUACAGUUCUAUUUCUGCAUUAUUCUAUUUAGAGAGUAGGAGGGAUUAGUGCUCGCUAUGGGCUGAGGUGGGCGGUGACUAUCAAGGGGCAGGACAAGAACUCUGCACAGAGGAACAGUUAGGUCUUGGCUGUGGUUCUGAGAACAGAGUCAGAGAACCACACACAUAUUGAACCAACAUUCACUUGUUAAAAAAAACACCCGUAUGUACACGUCAUGACGCCGUGGUGGUCAGAGAACAGCUACAGGAGCCGGUUCUCACUUCCAACCUUGUUGAGGCAGGGGCUUGUCUCUGGCUGCGAUGUUCACAGCGAUAGCCCACAAGCUUCCAGGCGCUCCUUCCUGUAGGAGUGCUGAGGGUACGUACUCAUGUAUGUAACCAAUCCAGCUUUUUAUGUGGGCUCUGGGGAGGCAAGCUUGGGUCAUCAGGCUAGUUCAGCACUUUUACCCCGAGUCAUCUCUCCAGCCCUCAAUUUUCUCAUUUUGGUGUACUAGUUAGGUGAAAUGCAAGCCCUGGGGGAAAGCUGGUAAGGGUAAGCAAGCCCUAUACUACCACUUUUUUUUUCUCCAGUAGCAAGCCUUUUUUUUUUUUUUUUUUCCGGAGCUGGGGACCGAACCCAGGGCCUUGUGCUUCCUAGGUAAGCGCUCUACUACUGAGCUAAAUCCCCAGCCCCGCAAGCCUCUUUUUAUUUUUAUUAUCAGAUAUAUUUCUUUACUUACAUUUCAAAUCUUAUUCCCUUUCCUGGUUUCCUGUCCAUAAGCCCCUAUCCCCUCCCCCAUCCACCCCCCUUAUUGCCCCCCCCACUACCACUCUUAAAGCACACACAGCAGAACUCAUGUCUUCUUUUACAAAGGCAGUAGUAGGAUUUGAGCGACUCAUUGGCUUAGGCGACUGGGUGGGGCAAGAACCAGUCCUAAGUGGCUCAGGUCAACAGAACUGUGUCUUUGUGUUUUGAACUGAGAGAUGGGGACUCAUCAAGAAGUCUGUACUGGACAAGUCCUAUGGCACCAGGAAAAAAAAAUCUAAUUCUGAGGGGCUGGAGAGAUGGCUCAGCUGUUAAGAGCAUACACAAGGCAGGAAGCUAUGUGAGUUCUGUGCCAGCCUGGGCUGAGUAAGAACCUUCUCAAAAUGAGCUGGGAGGUGAAGAGUCCCCACUUAAGGGACUCAACUAGUUUCUGCCUCUCCCAACUACCAGUCCUAAAACACAUGCUUGGAAAAGAUGAAAGGGAACUAAGACUUGUCCAUCUUUCAUCUGACUCAGCAAUGGAUUCAGGGACCCUAGGGAGUAAAAGGGAAGGAAAACAGCUGGCUCUACUGAAGACAGUUUAAUGUGCCAAAUGUCUGCUAGAGCUUCGGUCUCCACCAGAGAUCUAAUGCCAAGGCAGGCCUCAGAUUCUGUGUAGCUAAGCUUCUGCCUCCUGAAUGCUGGAGUUACAGGUAUUUACUGGCACGCUCUGCUGUUUCUCCCUUUAAAGGUGAGGAAGAGGUGUGGGCUGAUGUCUGUCUGGGUUCUGAGAUGGAAGACCAGAAGGACCUAAGGAUCAAAGGGAGGUCUCUCUGCCUGCAGAGACACAAGCAACCUGAAGGUUAGAAUCCACUUAUCAACCUCUAAGUCCUUAUCUUGGAGUCAAAGGGGCAAAUGCAUAAACGUAUGUUAGGAUGAACAGCGAGAGAUCCCACCCGGACUGAGGCCUAGCGGAAGCGCUAGUCAGGCAACAUCAAUCGCCCUUGGCCUGAUGGAAAACCAUCAUGGAAAACCUGAAGGACCACAUUCUCCCUUCCUAGGCUAGUCUCCAUUUCUGGUCUUCUAUCUCAGAACUCAGAACAGACGGACAUCAGCUGGAACCUCUUCCUCACCUAUAAAGGGAGUAAAAGCUGGGUGUGGAGGUAAAUGCUGUAACCCCACCGAUCACGAGGCAGAGGCAGAAGAGUUAACUGAGAGUUAAAGGCCAGUUCAGCUGCACAGUGACUCUUAGGCCUUAGAGUACAUGAAACCUGUUUUUUAUUUUUCUUUUCUUUUUUUUUCAGAGCUGGGGACCGAACCUAGGGCCUUAGCAAGCGCUCUACCACUGAGCUAAAUCCCCAACCCCUGUUUUUCAUUUUUCUUAAGAAUCACAGUGCCCAGGCCCCACAGCUCAGGAUAGCAGCCAGGCGCCUCAGGCACCUGUACUCCAUUCGAUAUCUGUAUCCAUGGCACAGGCAAUUCCCAAAGCACGCAAAGCCAACGAAAACAAGCGGAGGCAACACAAAGCUCAAUUUUGUCUUUUAUUUUUUGCUAACAUAAGAUCAGAACCAUCACUCUGCUCACUUCUAUGAAUUCAUCCAACCCAAAUUAUUAUAGUAACACAACCAAAGGUUGUUGUCUUUGCUCCUCAGCGACGCCCUCCUCUGGGCAUUACAAGCCCUGUUGCCCAAGAGACCGCAAAGCCUUCCUGGCCCUUCCACAUACUCAUUAGAGUACUACCUUCUGAGGCUACACCUCAAGUCUGCCGAGAGGUGGGCGGGGUGAAGUGUCUCCACAUUCCAAUCUGAGUGGGCUACAGACUCCAGCCACUUCCUUGUUGGUCAGUCCCUCAAAGGUGACGAUCAGUGUGCUGCAGCUUCCCCUCCUCAGUGUUGCAGUUCUUCAAGGUAUGUAAGCCAUGCCUCAGAAGUCACCCAUGGGAUGCACACAGAUUAACCACCAAAGCAGGACACACAGGGGCAGCAUCUUUCUUUGGUUCCAGAACACAGGGGCAGCAUCUUUCGGGAGCAGCCCCUCCAGUGUUGUUCAAGCUGUCCUCCUAAGUCACAAAGGGUUGUUCAGGGUCCUCUGCCAACUGAAAUGACCCCUCAGAGUUCACAGAGCCCCCAGUCUUAUCCUCUCUUGGUGGUUCUACGCUCUGGCCUAUGAAGCUACCAAGGCCCCAGCA
Rattus norvegicus (Norway rat) is the source of this 18154-nucleotide messenger RNA. It is a transcript of the gene Arid5a, whose product is annotated as AT-rich interaction domain 5A. Gene Ontology annotation, cellular component: nucleus. Gene Ontology annotation, biological process: regulation of DNA-templated transcription; DNA-templated transcription. Gene Ontology annotation, molecular function: DNA binding. NCBI's taxonomy places the organism in Eukaryota, Metazoa, Chordata, Mammalia, Rodentia, Muridae. The record is from RefSeq and is a predicted model, not a curated record.